UGAAUUGGGUUCGAUGUUCAGCCGUUGGAUGUUUAAUCCAUUCCAUGGCUGAACGACAGACCCCGGACAUGGUCACGAUGGGCAUAGUUUCUACUGACAGUAUAUCGGAUUGCCGUCUGUUACUCUUUUUACAGGAACCCCUGAGUAGGGCAGUUGCGUCCUGAAAAAAAAAAUCGAAUGUCUCGAUGUUUCAGGGAAAAGAAAAAAAUGCAACUUAACUCUAUAAUUGCAGCAAUUGUUAAUGCUGCAUGUCAACGCAUGCAUGUGACUUAAAAUAAUAAAGAUGCUUGGACUACCCAUCACUGAUGAACAGAUCCAAGAAAUGGUAAAUCACCUAGACGAUAUAGAUUUCAAGAUGGCAGCAGAAGAGGAGAAAAAGUUGCGCCAUGAUGUUAUGGCACAUGUUCAUACAUUUGCUCAUCGCUGCCCCAGAGCAGCAUCAAUUAUACAUCUGGGAGCCACAUCCUGUUAUGUUGGAGACAACACGGACCUCAUUGUUCUAAGAGACGGAAUUGACAUUCUCUUGCCAAAGCUUGCAAGGGUGAUCAGUCGUCUGGCGAAUUUUGCUGAGCAAUAUGCAAACCUACCUACUCUGGGCUUUACCCACUACCAGCCAGCACAGCUGACUACUGUAGGUAAGCGCUGCUGCCUCUGGCUACAAGAUCUAUGCAUGGACUUGCAGAAUCUGGAGCAUGCUAGAACCAAGCUGCGUUUCCGUGGAGUGAAAGGGACAACAGGGACUCAGGCCAGCUUCCUGCAGCUGUUUGAGGGGGAUCAUAAUAAGGUAGAAGAGCUGGAUAGGUUGGUGACUGAAAUGGCAGGAUUUAAAAGUGCGUAUCUGGUGACAGGCCAGACCUACAGUCGGAAAGUGGAUAUUGACACUUUGGCAGUGCUAUCUAGUUUAGGAGCUACAGUACAUAAGAUUUGCAUGGAUAUCCGUCUUCUAGCAAACCUGAAAGAAAUAGAAGAGCCAUUUGAAAAAGAUCAAAUAGGUUCCAGUGCUAUGCCUUACAAACGUAAUCCUAUGCGCUCAGAGCGCUGCUGUAGCCUUGCCCGACACUUGAUGACACUAAUCAUGGAUCCCCUGCAGACAGCAGCAGUGCAGUGGUUUGAGCGGACACUAGAUGAUAGUGCUAAUAGACGAAUUUGCUUGGCGGAAGCCUUUCUGACUGCAGAUAUUGUACUCAGCACACUUCAAAAUAUCAGUGAAGGACUUGUUGUUUAUCCAAAGGUGAUAGAGAGGCACAUCCGCCAGGAGUUACCAUUCAUGGCAACAGAAAACUUCAUCAUGGCUAUGGUGAAAGCUGGUGGAAACCGUCAGGACUGCCAUGAGAAGAUUCGUGUCCUUUCUCAGCAAGCAGCCGCUGUGGUCAAACAAGAAGGAGGUGACAAUGAUCUCAUAACUCGAAUUCGAGCUGAUCCAUAUUUCAGCCCUAUCCAGGAGCAGCUGGAGAACUUGUUAGACCCAAGUUCUUUUACUGGCCGGGCUCCACAGCAGGUUGUGAAGUUCCUGAAGGAGGAGGUAUAUCCCCUGCUAACGCCAUAUGAAAACCAAAUGGAUAUCAAGAUUGAACUGGAACUGUAGAUUGAUAAAAUUCUUACUUUUAUAUAAAAUGAAGCCUCAAGGAAUACACAAAAUGUUUAUGAAUAGCCCUGUGUUUCAUCAAGACUAAAUUAUAAUAAAAACAAUGUUGGAAAUUCUGAAA
This is a messenger RNA of Protopterus annectens (West African lungfish), 1706 nucleotides long. RefSeq names its product adenylosuccinate lyase (gene ADSL). The record is from RefSeq and is a predicted model, not a curated record. Gene Ontology annotation, biological process: 'de novo' AMP biosynthetic process. The coding region runs from base 284 to 1585 and encodes 433 amino acids. The transcript has 13 exons. Gene Ontology annotation, molecular function: (S)-2-(5-amino-1-(5-phospho-D-ribosyl)imidazole-4-carboxamido) succinate lyase (fumarate-forming) activity; N6-(1,2-dicarboxyethyl)AMP AMP-lyase (fumarate-forming) activity. Gene Ontology annotation, cellular component: cytosol. Lineage: Eukaryota; Metazoa; Chordata; Ceratodontiformes; Protopteridae.